Camellia sinensis is the source of this 2235-nucleotide messenger RNA. RefSeq names its product putative ascorbate-specific transmembrane electron transporter 1. NCBI's taxonomy places the organism in Eukaryota, Viridiplantae, Streptophyta, Magnoliopsida, Ericales, Theaceae. Gene Ontology annotation, molecular function: oxidoreductase activity. The record is from RefSeq and is a predicted model, not a curated record.
AAUUUGUAAAAUAUAAAUUUUGAUUUUGAAUUAGAAAUAUAUGUAGGGUUUGUUGAUUAAGUAGUAAGAGUGUUAUUGUCCAUAUCCAAGAUUUUAUGUUCAAAUCUUGUGCGCUUCACUUUAUAAUUUUUUUCUUCUUUUUUGAUAUAAAAAAUUCACUUGACAAAAGGAGAAAGUAGGUUUCAAGAGACUAAAGUGAGUUGUUCACAUCUAUAAUAGUAAAGAUUAUUAUCAUUAUUUUGUUUUGGCUGUUCUGCAACUUUUUUUUUUUUUGUCAUUAAUAAUAAAUUACCCAAAAAAACCACAUUCAGUUACUUGUCAAGAUCUAAUGACAAGUGACCAAAACUUUGGGCUGUGCUGGUUGAUACAAGAAUGAAGGGAAAAUAUUUGGGUUAAUCAUAUUACUUGAUGCGAAAACGGUUUGGAUCAGAUGCUUAAAUUACAAGUCUCGUCUGGAAAACCUCUCGUCAAUUAAGAAGUUACUAGAGUUUCUCAAUAUUUAUCCACACUUCAAAUUCCUAGGCUUUUAAGAUGUUAACCUCAAGAUAGAUGAACAGAGAGAACUUUUGUUUUUGGUGUGUCUACACAGUGUUGAGCAUGAGUCCUUAUAUAGGCAUAUAUGGCAAACCAUGUGUACCUUAUAGUUAGGCCACACCAUGUGUACGUGUACCACAUAUCCAAGACCAUGUAUCUCUCAUGGUUCGGCUAUGUGUGGAUAGAUCAUGUGUAUCAUGUAACCUUCAAAGUUAGGUCACACAUGUGUACCACGUGGUUUUCAACAUAUGAUUUCGAACAAAGGUCAAGUUUAUUGAUGAAGUGAUUACCAAAUACCAAUAUUGAUAAACUAUACAUGUAUAAGCAAAAUUAUGUGAAUAAUUGUCAUGUGUUUAUUAGAUUAUAAUAUAUAGAUGGAACUUUGGUAGCACAGUCCGAGUUUUCUAUGGAGCCCACUGCAUGGCCUUUUCCAUUUGGCAGGCACCUUACCACACUGCAAAUAGGUUAUCAACAACUUACAUAUUCAAAAUAAAUAAAAAGUAUAUUUACAACAAUUUAUUUAUAAUUUGAUACCUUUAGAUCAGAUUGUUUUUAAGUAUUUUUCUGAAUUGUGUUUUUUAGGUAUGUAACGUAACAUUUCUGUAUACACUCGACCUAGAAAAACAAUAAAGUGCGUGUCUACAGGAAACUCCAAGUUUUGAUUGUGAAUGGGCAUUUUUGUGUUCACAAGAAGAAAAAGGAUUGGUUUAGCCGUGCAGGCAAUGUAGUUUAUUGUGAAAUGGCAUCCAAGAGUCGUUCUAGCUUUAAUACAUCGGCGUUACCAGUCAGCUUGUUUGCGCAUGUGGUAGCCAUAGCGGUCAUUACCCUUGUGCUUGUAUGGCUUCUACACUUCCGGGAGGGCCUUGCUUUCAAAUCCAUCGACAAACAGAAGAUUUUUAAUCUGCACCCACUUUUUAUGGUGAUUGGGUUUCUUAUAUUUUCUGGAGAAGCUAUCAUGGCAUACAAGACAGUCCCAGGAACAAGAAAGGCACAGAAACUAGUUCAUCUUAUAUUGCAUUUCAUCGCUCUUCUUGCUGGAAUCGUGGGGAUUUAUGCAGUGUUUAAGUAUCACCAUGAGACUUUCAAUAUAGACAUGUAUACCUUGCACUCAUGGAUCGGCAUGUCCACCAUCUGCUUAUUUGGUCUUCAGUGGUUCCUUGGGUUCUUCUCCUUCUGCUAUCCUAAAGCAGAAACAGGGGCAAGGUCUAGGCUCGCACCAUGGCACGUAUUCUUUGGGCUUGUCAUCUUCUUCAUGGCAAUUUUGACAGCUGAGACCGGUUUGAUGGAGAAAUUCCAUUUCUUAAAGCUUCAUCGCGGCCAAGAGGCACUAAUUGUAAACUUCACUGGACUGUUAAUACUUGUCUUUGCAGUCUCUGUUGGGCUCACCGUUCUCCUUCCGCGAGGUUAUAACUAGACAAAGUUGAAGAUCUUUCUAUGUUCAUGGUGUAUAACUUAAUUUAAAAAAUUACAUUUGUUGUUCAUUCGAUUGUAGUAGGAGAAUGUUUCAUAAUCAAUAUAAAACAAGAUUGUUAAAAUGUCUUUGAUUUAUAACUGUAAGGAGAGAUAUACUAUUUCUAAUUAUUUUCUUCAAUGAAUUGUACUGUGCUCCACAACUGGCGACUUAUUGAUGCCAUGUAGCUACAACCUUAUAUUUAAGGUUGACCACUUUUAGCUUUAGAAAUAAAGGUACUCUAACAAUGA